Molecule: messenger RNA, 1896 nt
Organism: Anneissia japonica
Lineage: Eukaryota; Metazoa; Echinodermata; Crinoidea; Comatulida; Comatulidae
Product: soluble scavenger receptor cysteine-rich domain-containing protein SSC5D-like
Exons: 1
Coding region: 97-1404 (435 amino acids)
Source: RefSeq, a predicted model, not a curated record
GAAAAGAAGGAAAGCUGGAAUCGAUACAUCAGCGCUUUGGUACAUGCUUAUAACUGUACUAAACAUGAUAGCACUGGAUUUUCACCCUAUUUCCUAAUGUUUGGGCGCGAAGCAAGGCUUCCUGUAGACCUACGUUUUGGUGUUAGCGUAGAUGGAGUCGGAAACGUGGAUCAUUUAAAAUAUGUCAAAGAUUUGAAAGAUCAACUAACCCGUGCUUAUAAGCUGGCAUCUGAGGAAGCGGCAAAGUCAGCACGUAAAAAUAAAGUUCGACAUGAUUUAAAAGUAAGUGUUAACGAUCUCCACCCAGGCGAUAGAGUAUUAGUUCGUAAUUUAGGACUACAAGGUAAACACAAACUCGCCGAUCAUUGGGAUUCUAUAGUGCACAUCGUCACUGAGAGAAUAAGUGAAGACAUGCCUGUCUAUCGUGUGAAGCCUGAAUCCAAGGGUGGUCGAUCUCGAACAUUACAUCGAAACAUUUUACUCCCUAUAGAUUAUUUGAACACAGACACUCCACAAGUGACACAAACCAAACAAAAGGUAAUUCGCCCAAAUACAAGGGCAAAAGCAAAAGUUGUCCCUUUUCUUGAUAAAGAUGAAGAAAGUCCCUAUGAAUCUAGUGAUGAAGAGAUAACCGUGUUACUUCCAAUUCCAGAUAUACCUAUUCCGGAAUUGCCUAAAGUUCCCGAAACUACACCUGAAUUUCCUUUAGAUCCAGGAGCCCCAGAAUAUGUUCCUAGGGUAACGCCAAUUUUGUCUCCCUCUGCUGGUCCUGAAAAUGGCUCUAUUGAUAUGUGUUCUGAUGACAUGUCACUUUGUCAGAGUAUAGAUUCCAUGGCCCAAUCAGCUCGUGAUGAAAACGUUUCAGAAGCAAGUGAAAUUGUAGCAGAUGUAGAGCCAGCUGUAGUUGACUCACCGAUAUCGUCUGUUGUUUCCAGUUCGGAGCCAUCUGUUCCUCUACUUGACUCUCCGGUCAUCUGCCCUGACCCUAUCCUUACCCCUUUACCAGAUCCUACAGUGGCCCCUCAACUUGCUGAACAAUUAGUGCCGGCUAGUGGUAUUCCAAUUGAUACGCCAAAUGAUACUCUGACUGAAACCCCUCCCGAUGAACCAGUUGUCACCGUUGAUUCUAACGAAAACGAACUUGGGUUUGAGCAGCCUGCUAAUAGUUCAAUAAUAGACAAAGCCGAGCCCAUGCAACCUUUUGAGCCCGUCUCAGUAAUUGAUGCUACCGGAGAUACGCCCUCUAUGUCUUCUUCCCCGGAGGUAAAUUACGUUAGGCGCUCAACUAGAGUGUCACAGCCACCUGAAAGAUUAAGGUUCGAAUCCCAAGGAAAACCUGUCUUUAGUCGUCAAGUUCGAACCGGAGUUUUUACAAAGUUAAAGAGACAUGUAUUUGGAUGUUAAAUUUUACUCCGAUACUUCAUGGCAGACUCUAGCGAUAAUUUUGAUUUUCUAUGUUUUUUCAUUCUUUUUUGAUUGCUCCCGGAGGUAGCAAUUUAAGAAAGGGGAGGAUGUAACCCAGCCAUUUUAAGGCUGUGUUAUACUGACUCUAGUUUUGUUAGGAACCUUAUUUUCAUUUACAUACAAUGAAGAUGUGCAAGGCCGUAUGGGAGGUAAAAAUUCUUCAGGUAGAUGGCAAACUAAUUAUCAGGGAGUAGCUCCCAUUUAAUUAAUUAGAUAGAAGGUCCCACUUGGCUAGAAGGUUGCAUCUGGACACCCAUUAUAUUUUUGCCUGGUAACAAUUACUGACCAAUAGUGGUCAGUGUAGGUCAUGUGACAGGGCCUAUAUUAGGGCUUGUCACCAAAGUUCUGUCUCUUUUUCUGCCUUUUACAAUUGGAAGCGCUGGUCGUUUCAAACUGCCGAUCUAUACAACUUUAUAUUUUUUUACAAAGUAC